Molecule: messenger RNA, 1917 nt
Organism: Stylonychia lemnae
Lineage: Eukaryota; Ciliophora; Spirotrichea; Sporadotrichida; Oxytrichidae
Source: the annotation of a GenBank genome assembly
AUGAAUGUUCAAAAAAAUUUGUUGCAUUAAAAGAACGAACAAAAUGCUUAAUAGAAAUACCAAAUUAGAUAUCCUAAUUAAACUGAAUUGGAUUCAUUUUUCUCUCUGGUCAUUAUAGAGCCUGAGUAGCAUGAAUUGAGACUCCCAUUAUCACUUAAGCCUCAAUAUUCUGAUUAUUUUGAGAGUAUUCUCUUCAUUAUUUUCGCUGAUAAUAUAUCUGAAUCACUCAUUAAAGAUUUUCAAGAUUAUAGUUGUGAAUCUAAUGGAUUGCCGAAAAAUGUACUAAUUCUUAACAAAACUGAAGAUUUCGGUUACUUAAGCAUAAUUCUUGGCGUAUUCAUUUAAAAGCCUAACUCUAAGAUCAAUAUAUUAUCGACAACAUCUAUGUUUUCGAAAAUAAAUAUGUUAUCAAGGACAUUUUAACAGAGUUUUCUCGACAAAAAAAUUUGUUUAUAUGAUCCAUAAACUCUUCCAAUGAUCAAAGAAGAUGAAUUUUUGCUUUAAGAGUAAGUUUACUUUUCAUUAAAUAAGGAGGAAAAUAUGCUGCUGGAACUAACUAUUCUCAAAAUUUUAAAUCAAAUCAAUCAGCUUCCAACUUCUAUUACUACUCUUAUGCUCUUUGUUUAAAGCUAAGUCAAUGAAUAAGCUAAGACUAUGCAACUAGAACAACUCGUAAACUCUGAAAAAAUAACUAUUGUUUUACUUUAUGAGUUUGUAGUGAACAAGGUUAUCAUAGUUAGUAGUGCUAUUUAUUAAACGAUCGUUUGCAGAUCUUUUACACGUAUAUCUGAAUAUGAGAAAUAUUUUUUUGAGGUCUCUUUUAACACGAGCAUACUGAUCCCACCUUAAGAUGAGAUUAAAAAUGAACCCUUAUCUUAGUAAGAAUAGCUAAAAGGAGAGUCUGACUUUCUAAGUUUGAAUACUGUGAAGCUUCUAUUGCUAAACUAAUAGCUGAAACCAGUUCCAGUUAAACCAGAUGAUUCUAGGAUUCAGAAAUAAAAUAUCAGAGUUAAUUAGGCAAGCCAUACUAUACAAUAAUAAAAUUAAAGCUGCCUUUAGACAGAGGAUAUCUCUGAAUUAAAUAAAACAUUUGUUGUCUCUUUCGUAAAGAGCAUUGUAAGCACAUUCCUAGAAACAUUUUCUAAAUCGAAUGCUAUCAAUAUCAAGAAACCAAAGAGUCUCAUUCAAUCAGUAAUCAAUUUUACUAAAAAUGAAUGCACAAGACGAUCUAAGUCCUCCAAAACAUCUGAACAAGAAAAGAAAUUCUCACUUGAAAUUUAAUAAAGUCAAUCAUUAUAGAACCUUAUUGUUUUCAACACCUUCAUCAUCCUGCACACUGAGAACUGUCUUAGAUUUUUCAUAGACAAAGACAUCCAAUACAAUCCUGAAAUAAUUGGAAUACUUGACAAAGGUAAAAUCGAUUAAAUCGUUAAAGUCCCUCGAUUAAGAUUUAAUCUAGCUUAAGGAGAUAAAUUCUUUAACUUCCCGGCAUAAAUGAUUUAAGAAUUAGAUAUUGCUCCUUAAGUAUCUACAUUCAGUAAUAAUAAAAACUUAAAUGAUAAAUCUGAAAUGAGCUAGAGUACUCAUAUCACUGAGUUUGGAUAAAGCUAGAAGCAAUUUACUACUUGCUAGACUUCAGAUUCUACAUCAUAAAAAUCUCAAGACUACAGCUAAAAAUUUUAAACAAAACUUAAUGUACCUUAGAAGACAUCUUAUCAUUAAUAAUACUAAUAAAACAUAUAGUAAUAAAAGAUAAAUCAAUCAAUAAUCGAAUCAAAUAAAUAUUAAGGAGACUAAUUAUCGCAAUAAACCUAUGGAUAUGGAGGAUCUCAGCAGCAAAGGACUCAAAAAUAUCAAAAAUAACCUUUUAGCAAGAAAAAUAAACACGAUGCACUAGAUGACAUUGAUUUUCAGUGA